AUGAGUACUCGCAUCUCUCUGAUGCCAAUUCAAAGCUUGUCUGAGAUUACUGCGAAUUUGGGAAAUCACGCUCUAUAUGGGGGUGCUGAGAAAGGUACCAUUGAACAUGAUAUAAAGAUGAGAAUAAUGGACUAUUUGAAUAUCCCUGAGAACGAGUAUGGCCUUGUAUUUACUGUGAGUCGUGGCUCAGCCUUUAAACUUUUAGCUGAAUCCUAUCCAUUUCAAACGAACAAAAGGUUGUUGACCAUGUUUGAUCAUGAAAGUCAGUCUGUGAAUUGGAUGGCUCAGAGUGCUAGAGAGAAAGGUGCCAAAGUCAAUAGCGCAUGGUUCAAAUGGCCUUCUCUCAAGCUCUGUUCAACUGAUCUUAGGAAGGAAAUUUUAAACAAACGGAGGAGGAAGAAAGAUUCCGCUGUUGGUCUUUUCGUGUUUCCUGUGCAGUCGAGAGUUACUGGUGCGAAGUACUCGUAUCAGUGGAUGGCCCUGGCUCAACAGAAAAAUUGGCAUGUUUUGCUUGAUGCUGGGUCAUUGGGCCCAAAGGACAUGGAUUCCCUUGGAUUAUCUUUAUUUCGACCAGAUUUCAUCAUCACUUCGUUCUAUAGAGUGUUUGGCUAUGACCCGACAGGAUUUGGAUGUCUUUUAAUCAAGAAAUCUGUGAUGUCAAGCCUUCAGAAUCAGUCUGGACAUGCCGGGUCGGGUAUAGUGAAAAUUACUCCCAUGUUUCCUCUGUACUUGAGUGAUUCAAUGGAUAAUUUUCCAGGAUUUGUUGAGGACGAAGAAGUCAGUGGGAAUGAAGUUAACUCAGAAACUCGUCCAGGAUCUCAGUUGCCUGCCUUUUCUGGUGUGUUCACAUCUGCACAGGUGAGGGAUGUAUUUGAAAGUGAAAUGGAGCAUGAUAACAGUUCUGAUAGGGAUGGGGCGAGCACUAUAUUUGAGGAAACUGAGAGUAUUUCUGUUGGGGAGGUGAUGAAAAGCCCUGUCUUUAGUGAAGAUGAAUCGUCGGAUAACUCACUUUGGAUUGAUUUAGGUCAGAGUCCACUGGGUUCUGAUAAAGCUGGUUAUUCAAGCAAACUCAAUGUAGCCUCUCCAUCGCCACCAGUUUGGUUUACUGGCAGAAAAACUCGUAAGCAAAUUUCUCUGGAAGCAAUUAAGACAUCAAGUAGCCCGAUGUUUGACAAGGAAUUGAAUCCAGGACAUCAUGAAGACCACCAUGUAUUAUCAUUUGAUGCAGCUGUUCAAUCAGUGUCUCAAGAAUUGGACAAUUUCAAGGAGAUUCCUGAAGAAGAACAUAUUACUGAAAGAAAUGAGGUUUUGAUAGAAUGUAGAACUCCAGUGUAUCAUCAUCUUCAGGAAAUUGAAGAAGAACCUGAUACUAUCAAUCCACUUAAUUCUGCUGUGAAAGGAUACGGUCCCAACAACUUGGUUUCUGCUUCUAAUCAUAGAAGAAUGCAGAACGGCUCAGCUUAUGAGAUAUUCCCUGAACCGAAGGAAAGUGCGAUAAGAAGAGAGACGGAAGGUGAGUUUAGGUUGCUGGAAAGGAGAGAAAAAAGUAGAAUUCCUGGUGGUAGAUUUUUUGGCAUAGAAGAGACGGAGCAGCUUGGAAGCAGGGAAAGAAGGGUAUCCUUUAGCACAGAAGACCAGCACAGAGCUCACCUAAGCCAAACUCUGGAGCAUGGAGAAAUAUCAGUCACGAGUCUUGAUGAUGAGGACUCCAUUAGUGAUGGGGAAUACGGUGAUGAACAAGAGUUGGAAAGGAAUGAACCUGAGUUGAUCUGUAAGCAUCUUGAUCACAUAAACAUGUUGGGUCUCAACAAGACAACCUCUCGACUGCGAUUUCUGAUUAAUUGGCUUGUAACUUCAUUACUUCAAUUAAGAUUCCCGGGUUCAAACGGAAAGGACAGUGUACCACUUGUUCAGAUCUAUGGCCCAAAAAUUAAAUACGAAAGAGGCGCAGCUGUUUCAUUCAAUUUGAGGGACAGAAACCAGGGUAUGAUUAGUCCAGAAAUUGUUUUGAAGAUGGCCGAGUCACACGGUAUAUCUCUUGGUGUUGGCAUCCUCAGUCACAUAAGGAUUCUAGAUAGCUCCAAACAGCAACGAGGAUCUUUGAGUCUUGCAGAUACGACUCUUUGCAAGCCAAUGGAAAAUGGCAGACACGAUGUUAAAAGUGGAUUCAUCAGAGUUGAGGUUGUCACUGCUUCUCUUGGCUUUUUGUCCAAUUUCGAUGAUGUUUAUAAGUUGUGGGCAUUCGUGGCUAAAUUUCUUGACCCGGCCUUUGUCAAUGGGGGAGUCCUUCCACCUGUUGCAGAAGAGAUUCCAUUUGCCCCUCAUGCCACGUCUCCUCCAAGCUAUUUAACAUUUUCUCUUGUUCGAGUCUUUACCAAGAGCAGAACUACUAUCCUUCCAAGAAUGAAUCGCAAGGUGAAACUUAUGAGAUUGUGA
Molecule: messenger RNA, 2436 nt
Organism: Fraxinus pennsylvanica
Lineage: Eukaryota; Viridiplantae; Streptophyta; Magnoliopsida; Lamiales; Oleaceae
Source: the annotation of a GenBank genome assembly